GCCCGCGCCCCGCGGCAGCUCCGCAGUGCACUCGCCGCCGCCGCUCCUCCAGCUCCGCUGCCCGCCCGCCGGGUCGGCCUCGAGCGAGCCUCAGACGCCAGCGGAGGAGGUCAUGAGCCACAGCGCCCCGGGGCGCCGCGGGGAGAGCGAGCGAAGAUAGCGCCCUCGCACCCCCCUGGCCCUCGCCGCCUGGCCGCGCGUCCCCCGGGUCCCCGGUCCCUGCUGUCCUCUCCUCGGGGUCCGCCGCCGCCAUGGCCAACCUGCUCCGCAGCAAGCUGUCCAAUGUGGCCACGUCCGUGUCCAACAAGUCCCAGGCCAAGGUGAGCGGCAUGUUCGCCAGGAUGGGUUUUCAGGCGGCCACCGACGAGGAAGCGGUGGGCUUCGCGCAUUGCGACGACCUCGACUUUGAGCACCGUCAGGGCUUGCAGAUGGACAUCCUGAAAAGCGAGGGCGAGCUCUGCGGGGACGAGAGCACCGAACCACCCGUCGAGGGAGACAUCCAUUACCAGCGCGGCGGUGGCGCGCCACUGCCGCCCUCGGGCUCAAAGGACCAGGCCCUAGGAGCUGGUGGCGAGUUUGGGGGCCACGACAAGCCCAAGAUCACGGCGUGGGAGGCGGGCUGGAACGUGACCAACGCUAUCCAGGGCAUGUUCGUGCUGGGCCUGCCCUACGCCAUCCUGCACGGCGGCUACCUGGGAUUGUUCCUUAUUAUCUUCGCCGCCGUGGUGUGCUGCUACACCGGCAAGAUCCUCAUCGCCUGCCUGUACGAGGAGAACGAGGACGGCGAGGUGGUGCGCGUGCGGGACUCGUACGUGGCCAUUGCCAACGCCUGCUGCGCCCCGCGCUUCCCCACGCUGGGCGGCCGCGUGGUGAACGUGGCGCAGAUCAUCGAGCUGGUGAUGACUUGCAUCCUGUACGUGGUGGUGAGCGGCAACCUCAUGUACAACAGCUUUCCGGGGCUGCCCGUGUCGCAGAAGUCUUGGUCCAUCAUCGCCACGGCGGUGCUGCUGCCUUGCGCGUUCCUUAAGAACCUCAAGGCCGUGUCCAAGUUCAGCCUGCUGUGCACGUUGGCCCACUUCGUCAUCAACAUUCUGGUCAUUGCCUACUGCCUGUCGCGGGCGCGCGAUUGGGCCUGGGAGAAGGUCAAGUUCUACAUCGACGUCAAGAAGUUUCCCAUCUCCAUCGGCAUCAUCGUGUUCAGCUACACGUCGCAGAUCUUCCUGCCUUCGCUGGAAGGCAACAUGCAGCAGCCGAGCGAGUUCCACUGCAUGAUGAACUGGACGCACAUCGCCGCCUGCGUGCUCAAAGGCCUCUUCGCGCUCGUCGCCUACCUCACCUGGGCCGAUGAGACCAAGGAGGUCAUCACGGAUAACCUGCCCGGGUCCAUCCGCGCCGUGGUCAACAUAUUCCUGGUGGCCAAGGCGCUGCUCUCCUACCCCUUGCCCUUCUUCGCUGCUGUCGAGGUGCUGGAGAAGUCGCUUUUCCAGGAAGGCAGCCGCGCCUUCUUCCCCGCCUGCUACGGCGGCGACGGGCGCCUCAAGUCGUGGGGGCUGACGCUGCGCUGCGCGCUGGUGGUCUUCACGCUGCUCAUGGCCAUCUACGUGCCGCACUUCGCGCUGCUCAUGGGCCUCACCGGCAGCCUCACAGGCGCCGGCCUCUGCUUCCUGCUGCCCAGCCUCUUCCACCUGCGCCUGCUCUGGCGCAAGCUGCUGUGGCACCAGGUCUUCUUCGACGUCGCCAUCUUCGUCAUCGGCGGCAUCUGCAGCGUGUCCGGCUUCGUGCACUCUCUGGAGGGCCUCAUUGAGGCCUACCGAACCAACGCGGAGGACUAGGGCCCGCGGGGGCGAGCCGCGACCGAGCUCCCGCGCUCUCCUCGCUCCCCACCCGCCCCACCCCCACCAACCCCGUGCGCCCCGCUGCCGCCGCGCUUGGGAAGCCAAGCUGUCAACAUCUCUGGUUCCUAGUUUCUGAUUCUGCGGGUUGGGGGUGGGAGGGGCUAGGGAUCCACCAUCCAUCGCGUCUGCGUUUCUGUUGUCCUUUCUUUUCCACAAAACACCCUGGUUUCGGGGGAGACGGGGGGCGCAUCCGCGGGCAAGGUUUUCUGUCCUUCCAGUAGGGGCCCUGACACUUUGGUCCCUGUCACCGAGGGGAGGGGUGGGAAGGGAGGGAGAGGGGGGCGCAGCUCGCUGGAGCGGAAACUUGACCUUGGGGGGGGACAUUUCACAGCCAUCAGUGCUCGGAAUCUGCGGCGUCCGGCCAUUUCCAGCAAGAGCGCUUCCCAUUCCAGAGACAUUUCAACCCCGCAGCGGGAAAGGCUGGCCGGGAAAUCCGUUUCGGGUGGGCGAAUUUCCUUCAGCCAAGCGGAGAGGCGAGGAGCCGCGGCGGGGCUGGCUUGCCUGCGGUUUUCAGGAAUCCAAACUCAUCCUGCGCAAUUUAUCAGGUUGUGGAACUGUUCUACUGUGCGUGUGGUGUGCUCGUGGUGAAUAAGGUGAAAUGUAUAUCAGAAAAAAAAUCUAUCUCUAAUUUAGAGUGCGGUGCAUAAUUAUAUCCGCAAAUAAAGAAGAAACAAAGGCG
Messenger RNA from Odocoileus virginianus texanus, 2574 nucleotides. It is a transcript of the gene SLC32A1, whose product is annotated as solute carrier family 32 member 1. Gene Ontology annotation, biological process: amino acid transmembrane transport. The record is from RefSeq and is a predicted model, not a curated record. NCBI's taxonomy places the organism in Eukaryota, Metazoa, Chordata, Mammalia, Artiodactyla, Cervidae. Gene Ontology annotation, molecular function: L-amino acid transmembrane transporter activity. Gene Ontology annotation, cellular component: vacuolar membrane.